Photinus pyralis (common eastern firefly) is the source of this 1765-nucleotide messenger RNA. RefSeq names its product BTB/POZ domain-containing protein 17 (gene Tango10). The transcript has 5 exons. The record is from RefSeq and is a predicted model, not a curated record. Gene Ontology annotation, molecular function: protein binding. The coding region runs from base 200 to 1726 and encodes 508 amino acids. Lineage: Eukaryota; Metazoa; Arthropoda; Insecta; Coleoptera; Lampyridae.
UUUGUUGUAUUAAAACAUAACCUCAAAAUCGAACUUGUGUUUUGCAAAGCAGCGAAGUCAACCCGCAAAAACACUACUUUGUGUUAAUUUGUUUACAAUAUUAUUAGGCCAAUUAUGUAUUAAUAAUUAUGAUUACCUUCCUCUUUCGCACCAUUAUUUAGCUUAAUUUAUCACAUUUGAAUGCCAGUUCUUUACUAGAAUGUUGCAACAAGAUUAUUGUUCUGGCGAUGAUGAUAUAUUACCAUUAAAAUCUACCAUCAAGAGAAAUAUGGACACAAAUGACUAUGAGACGUCUUGUCAAAUAAGCGUGGAUAAUUCGCAGAAGAUCUUAGGCACAUUGAAAAAUUUGUAUGAGGAACGUCAAAUGUGUGAUGUAGUAAUAACUGUUGGACAAAAGGAGUAUACGGCACAUCGUUUAAUACUUUGUGCCUCUAGCGAUGUGUUUCAGGCUAUGUUAAUGAAACCCGAGUGGAGUGAGUGGCAUGAAAGCAAAAUUGCACUCCAAGAACUACCCCAAUGUGAAGCCGUGUUUCAUUUAUUUUUAGAAUACUUUUAUACUGGCAAAAUAGUUAUUACGCACACAAAUGUGAUGCCAAUAUUAGCUUUAGCCGACAAAUACAUGGUUAAGAGCUUAACACAAGUGUGUAUAAAGUAUAUGUCCAAACACAUCGCGCAUGCUGCUUCACACAAUCAACUGUUCUCUUGGUUGCAAUAUACAACUACUUGUGGAUACGAUAAUGUUGCAAAUUUAUGUCAGAAUUACAUAAAAUGGAACUUCGAAUCUGUCGCCAACACUCCAGACUUUAGCAACUUUGAAACCGAUUUAUUAUGUGAUUUACUUAAGCAAAGUGAUAUCGUUGUUUAUAAUGAAAUGGUUCUAUACAAUUGCGUUGUAAGGUGGUUAGAUUUACAAGAAAUUCGUUACAAUCAAAUGAAACUGUCCGAUACGGAAAUGCAGGAACUGAUGGUUAAUAUUGUGCAAUGUGUUAUGAAGUGUAUCCGAUUUCCGAUGAUGUCGCCACGGGAGUUAGCCGAUUUAUUAUUAUCUCCAUUAAUGAAACGUUAUAGUCAAAGCAUGCUGGAAUAUAUGGCAGUAGGAAUGUUGUUUCAAAAGGGAAGGAGCGACGAAAUCGAUAAUUUUUGCUCGACAGAUAAAGGUAGAAUAUUAUGUACACCUCGGUUGUACACUUGUGAUACGUUUAAUACAACCUUACUUAUUGAAAAUGUGCCAAGCAUACCUAGUUAUAACGUCACAACAUUAGUAUUCUCAACUCGAAUGUCGGCUGCAGAGUAUGAAGCGGAUAAAAUUAGUGAGUGGGUUGUCGACUUGUAUCCCAAAGGAGUUUGUUUUAAAAAAUGUUACUUAAUUGUUUGGCAAGGUACAUUAGAAGUACCAGAACGAGUGAAAAGCACUAUCCGUUUAAGUCUAACUUGUAGAGAAUUUAAAGAAGAUAUGAAAUGCAAUGUUGGUGUGUUAUUGUAUGGAACGCAGGGAGGAAUUGAACAUAUAAUGCAAGUCAAACAAAGGGUACAUCAUUUUAAUUCUCAAUACCCGGUGCUGGUGAUUGACAAUUUAAUUCCAUUUGAAGAACUAAACCCACCUGCAGGCGAAGUAUUUUCAAGAUCGUUGGAAUCGGAUCCAAAACCCAAAAGCAUGUUCCUAACUGGAUGUCGUAGAGAUCAACUAAAAAUUAAUAUAAUUAUAACUCCAGUGUUCUCAAACUAAUAAAUAUUUUGUAUAAUAAAGAAGUUUUUAUCAUGUGUA